Messenger RNA from Didymodactylos carnosus, 1458 nucleotides. The record is from the annotation of a GenBank genome assembly. NCBI's taxonomy places the organism in Eukaryota, Metazoa, Rotifera, Eurotatoria, Philodinida, Philodinidae.
AUGUGUUCAUCUUAUCCGGCCACAGAUCCCACAGCUGAUUAUAUAUUGUCUGAUUUAUUGACGGUCACCGAAGAUCUUGUUGAAUUUUCCAUUAAUGUUUUGGAUAUUGUUCGUUUACAAAUACAUUUUAAUGAUCGUAAUAGACGUGUUAAUUUGGGUUUACAAUUGAAAGAACAUGAACAGACUGAUAGAUUGAAAUACGGUUUUGUACAUACACAAAAACAAUCAUGUUCAGUAUCUACUACAUUAAAAUAUGAUCUCGCAUUACAUUUGAGACGGAUAUUACAGACAUGUAAACGAACAAAAGCGAAUUUACUGUUAUUACGUGUUAGUCGAUUUAAAUCUGGCAAUAAUACGUUGCUAUUGGUCGCAUCGACAGACGUUCGAGUCGAAGAAUUAAGUAAGAAAAUUAAAUUAUUAAUCCGUUUGGUUAAACAGAAUGGUGGCGAAUUUAAGGGUAAAUUUAAAAAGAAGACAAAAAAGAAACAUGAAUCAGAGAUGCUCAUCGAAGAAGAAUCCGAUAAACAACAGCAAGAGGAAGGUGGAAAGCAGUAUGAUACAAGUUCUCAAAAAGCAAUUAAUAGUAAAGAAAAUGUAACAUUAGCUGAAUCGACACAAAAUUACAAAGAACAGGAGAAAAAGAAACCUAAACCUAGUUUAAUGACUAAAGAUGAUCUGAACGAUUAUGUUGAAUUGACUCUCUCGUUUAAAAUGGUUGUAUCGAAAUAUCGUGAAUUUAUAAAACAAAUUCGUUAUGCCAGUACACAUUCAAUAAGUCGUGAAUCGAGUAUUGCCAAUUCGAUCAUUCUUGUACCUAUUGCAUCAAAUGCCAUCACAGAAUUAAAUAAUAUCAUAAAUCGAUUAAUGCAUAUUACUUAUACAUUGGAAGCUGAAUCAAAUUAUUCGAGACAACCAUUACCCGAUCAACAACAACAAGAUCAAAUUGAACUAUAUCGUGGACGUAGAAACAAUAAUAAUAGAACAGUCGAUUCUUAUACACAAAGUCAAAUGAUGAUAGGCGAACAUAAUCUGAAAAAUCUUUAUGAACCAGAACGAUUAUCAAAACAUGAUCAAAUAAAUCGUUUAACUAAAAGUCGUGCAGAAAAUCAUCAUGUUAAUGAACAAAAUAUCAGACGAUCAAAAGCAAGUUUAAAUAAUCAGCGUGAAGGUAAUCCAGCGUCAAUUUCUCGUCGAGGUAGCUGGUAUAGAAAUCAAUCAGCAUUGAGACAACAACAACUGCAACCGUCAUUAGAAAGUGUCCUCUUAACGUCCACGAUCGCACCAUCUUUCUCAUUGGAUCAUUCGUCCGUUCCUAAUCGUUUCACCACUCUUGAUGAAAAACAGUCAGUUAUAACAUCAAAUUUUAAAUUAACACAGAAUAUGAUAGCAAAUAUAUUUGGCAAUUUUUUUAAUUCAACGAAUCUGAAUGACAGUCUUCAAUUGAAUGAUAAAUUGUAA